Dicrocoelium dendriticum is the source of this 219-nucleotide messenger RNA. The record is from the annotation of a GenBank genome assembly. NCBI's taxonomy places the organism in Eukaryota, Metazoa, Platyhelminthes, Trematoda, Plagiorchiida, Dicrocoeliidae.
AUGGAUUAUCUAGAGGAUAAGCCAUCUCCAUGCGCGGCUAACGCCGUUCAGCCUGUCAUGGUCAACUCUGUUGCCUUAACCCCUCCCCCGUUUUGGGAGAAUGAUCCUUUAUUAUGGUUUUUGCACCUAGAAUCCGUAUUUUAUAUUCGUAAGCUUUCUUCUGAUUUCGCCAUGUAUAAUCAGUUAAUAUCUUGCCUUCCUUAUAGUAUAUCCUCGCAG